AUAAAAACCUCUAUUACAAGGAAUAAAAUGGUAGGAGGUGCUGCUCGUCCUGUUGUUUCUGUGUACUCUGUGGAGACUGCUAACAAGAUCGUGAGCACGGUCCCUCUUCCGUCUGUGUUCACUGCUCCCAUUCGUACUGAUGUGGUCCAGUUCGUCCACACGAAUCUGAACAAGAACCACCGCCAGCCGUACGCUGUGUUCAAGCGCGCUGGUCACCAGCACUCUGCUAUCUCGUGGGGAACUGGUCGAGCUGUGGCUCGUGUUCCUCGUGUGUCUGGUGGAGGCACUGCUCGUUCUGGUCAGGGAGCGUUCGCUAACAUGUGUCGCAAGGGUCGUAUGUUCGCUCCGACGAAGAUCUGGAGAAAGUGGCACCGUAAGGUGAACGUGAACCAGAAGAGAUACGCUCUGGUGUCUGCUCUUGCUGCUUCUGCUGUUCCGGCUCUGGUGAUGGCUCGUGGUCACAAGAUCGACGGUGUGAGCGAGAUUCCGUUCGUUGUGGAUGACGCUCUGUGCAAGCUGACGAAGACGAAGGAGGCUGUGUCGUUCCUGCAGAAGAACGGUUGCUACGCGGACGUUGAGAGAGUGUCUGAGAGCAAGAAGAUCCGCUGCGGUAAGGGCAAGAUGCGCAACCGCCGAUACACGAUGCGCGUGGGUCCGAUGGUGGUGUACGCUGACGGCGAGGAGGCGGUGGCGCUGCCGUUCCGCAACAUUCCCGGCGUGGAGCUGUGCAACGUGAACCGCAUGAACGUGCUGCGCAUGGCGCCCGGUGGCCACGUGGGCCGCUUCGUGAUCUGGACGAAGGCUGCGUUCGAGCGUCUGGAGGCUCUGUACGGCCCCGAGUCGGAGAAGGUGGGCUACACGAUGCCGAAGAACGUGCUGACGGUGGCGGACAUGGGCCGUCUGAUCAACUCGGCGGAGAUCCAGGCGGUGGUGCGUCCGGCGAAGAAGGUGGUGGCCUACCCGAAGAAGGCCAACGCGCUGAAGAACAAGGCCGUGAUGGACAGCCUGAACCCCUACGCCGCCAUCGCCCGCGCGGCCGAGCAGAAGGCCAUGGAGGAGAACAUCAAGCACAAGGCCGAGAACCUCGAGAAGAAGCGUGCGGAGAAGGCCAAGUACGCGGAGAAGAAGGCCGCCUACUAUGAGAGCAUGAUGAUGUAAGAAGAGAGCUCGGGCUCGAUCAGCCAGGGUUCGCUCAACCCGAUGGAGGUA
Messenger RNA from Blastocystis hominis, 1209 nucleotides. RefSeq lists its product as hypothetical. Bases 28 to 1158 code for a protein of 376 amino acids. The record is from RefSeq and is a predicted model, not a curated record. Lineage: Eukaryota; Bigyra; Opalinata; Blastocystidae. Gene Ontology annotation, cellular component: ribosome; cytosolic large ribosomal subunit. The transcript is spliced from 3 exons. Gene Ontology annotation, molecular function: RNA binding; structural constituent of ribosome. Gene Ontology annotation, biological process: translation.